Messenger RNA from Aspergillus welwitschiae, 2748 nucleotides. Its product is annotated as bacterial alpha-L-rhamnosidase-domain-containing protein. Gene Ontology annotation, biological process: carbohydrate metabolic process. NCBI's taxonomy places the organism in Eukaryota, Fungi, Ascomycota, Eurotiomycetes, Eurotiales, Aspergillaceae. The transcript has a single exon. The record is from RefSeq and is a predicted model, not a curated record. The coding region runs from base 1 to 2748 and encodes 915 amino acids.
AUGCAAGUUCUGCGAUGUGGAAUCCACGGCUUUCAUGAAGUGCUAGGCAUUGAUGUGGACGAGAUUCGCUUUUAUUGGACGAUUGAAUCCGAUGAUAAGCAUGCCUCACAACUUGCCUACCGGGUGGUGCUGAGCACCGAUGAGGCCGCUGUGCAAGGAGAGGCGAUCGUUGAGUCGAAGCUGGCCUGGGAUUCAGGUCGGGUGAUGAGCAAUGAGCAACGUAACAUCAUCUGCAAGCCCGAUAAUGGCUUCCAGUCGACUUGCAGCUAUUACUGGCGAGUGACCCUCUGGGAUCAGUCAGAGCGACCGCAUCAUAGCGCCGUCAAUCACUUCUUCACAGCCUACCCCCGAUCCCACCUGCUGCCUCCCUAUAGCAUGAAUCAGACCUACAUGCCGCAUACCAGUCUCAUUUUUCGCUCCUGGUUCGAGGACGAGUCGAACCGAUGGAAAGCCGUGUGGAUCGGUGACGGCGGCGACAAACCAAUUUACCUUCGCAAGGCCUUCGAUUUGGCCCAGCCGCCAGCCCGUGCCAUUAUGUUUGCCUCCGGCCUUGGACACUUCAACAUGACUGUCAAUGGCUCCCCAGCGUCAGACCACCGGCUGGACCCCGGUUGGACCAACUACCAUCGUCGGGUGCAAUUCACAGCCUACGAUGUGACGGCCCAGCUGCAGACAGGCGCCAAUGUGCUGGGCGCUCACCUCGGCAAUGGUUUCUACGCGGGCGACAAGGGGGAAGAUCGCUUUUUCUGGCCAAUGUACGAAGACAACACUUAUGUCCGCUAUGGCAACGAGCUCUGCUUUUUCAGUGAACUGCAUCUCUUCUACCCCGACGGCUCACACACGACGAUGAUUUCGGAUCCGUCCUGGCGUGUCCGCAAAAGCGCAACUAGCCUCGCCAAUAUCUAUGCCUCCGAGAACCACGAUCGACGACAGUAUCCAACGGGUUGGGACACACCCGACUUUGAUGAUGCAGACUGGGCCCUCGCAAAGCCGCUGACUGGCCCCCGUGGUCAUAUCUACUACCAAACUCAGCCACCUGUGGUGUUGCACGAGACUUUCCAACCGGUCAAGAUAACAGAGCCGCGUCCUGGUAUGGUAUGCUAUGAUCUGGGGCAGAACGCCUCAACGAUGGUGCGCGUGGAGGUUGAGGGACCGAGAGGAUCGGAGAUCAUUGUCCGUUAUAGCGAAACGAUCCAAGAAGACGGCACAGUGUUGAUGCCAGAUCCCUUGUUCAAGGAAUUUGAGACUGGUGUCUUCUCUCGCAUUCACCUGGCCGGCACGGGCGCCCCUGAAAUCUGGGAGCCCGACUUCAGUUUCACAAGUGCACGGUAUAUCCAAGUAGAAGGAGUCUCCUUGGACGGCAGUGACGGCCGCCCAGUCAUUCGAUCAGUUGUGGGACGCCAUAUCUCAUCAGCUGCCCGCCGCCUGGGCACGAUGCAGACCGACAAAGAAGAUGUGAAUCAAUUGCUAAGCGCUCUAUCCUGGACCUUCAGCAGCAAUCUAUUCAGUUAUCAUACCGACUGUCCCCAGAUUGAAAAGUUUGGCUGGCUGGAGGUCACUCAUCUGCUGGCACCGGCGACACAAUACGUUCGCGACAUGGAAGCUCUAUACACCAAGAUCCUGGAUGAUAUUCUGGACGCCCAGGAGCCCAGUGGGCUGGUCCCGACCAUGGCGCCUGAGAUCCGAUACAUGUGCGGCCCGCUGCAUGAUACCAUAACCUGGGGCUGUGCCGUGUGUCUUCUGCCCGACAUCUUGAGGGAGUACUACGGUUCGACUCAUGUAAUCGCCAAGGUGUUCCCCGCGGCGGUGCGAUACAUGGAGUACAUGCGCACCAAAGAGCGCCGAGGGGGCUUAAUUGAACACGGACUUGGGGAUUGGGGCCGUGGGAUUGCCUUUGGUAAUAACCAGGCUAAUAUCGAGACCGCUAUCUACUACCGGUGCCUACAGUGCGUGGCUAUGAUGGCUCGCGAGUUGGGUGAAAUGCAGAAGGCGAAAGAAUUCGAACAGUGGGCCGCUCGGAUCUACGCCGUGUACAACUGUCACUUGCUAGUCACCGAUGACGCAUCUCGACCCUACGCCUACUACACCUCAUUAGACAACUACCCAGCACGCGACCGGGAUGCAAUCGCCCAGGCCAUGGCUUUGCAAUUUGGACUGGUUCCAGAACAGCAUCGCAAGGACGUGAUGGCUGCCUUCUUGGAUGAUGUAGCGGAUGGUCGCAUACGUGCCGGAGAGAUAGGGCUACGUUUCCUCUUCAAUACCCUGGCCGAUGCGAAGCGACCGGAUUUGGUGUUGCAGAUGGCCCGUCAGGAAGAGCACCCGUCCUACAUGCGGUUUUUGCGGCGUGGAGAAACAACUCUGUUGGAGUUUUGGCAAGACGAGUGCCGUAGCAAAUGUCAUGACAUGCUGGGGACUAUCUAUGAAUGGUUCUAUGCGGCGGUCUUGGGUUUGAAGCCUACAGGACCGGCAUAUCGUACGUUUGUGGUAGACCCGCCUUAUAACGCCGAAUUCAAGCAUGUCAAGGGAAGCGUGGAUUGCCCCUAUGGAACUAUUGCCGUUGAGUUUACGCGCAACGAGCAGGGUCAGGCGGUUGUGAAUGUGCGUGUGCCCUUUGGCACUACUGCCAUUGUGAAGCUUCCCCGCAGCGGCAAGUCUUCGGCAUAUUGUCGGGAAGGAGAGGAGAGUCGGGCAGUGGACGGGGGGGAGGUCAGCCUGAGCCACGGCGUGUACUCCAUUAUUGAAGGAUAG